This is a messenger RNA of Rhinocladiella mackenziei CBS 650.93, 1263 nucleotides long. RefSeq lists its product as uncharacterized. The coding region runs from base 1 to 1263 and encodes 420 amino acids. Gene Ontology annotation, molecular function: Hsp70 protein binding. Gene Ontology annotation, cellular component: cytoplasm. The transcript has a single exon. Lineage: Eukaryota; Fungi; Ascomycota; Eurotiomycetes; Chaetothyriales; Herpotrichiellaceae. Gene Ontology annotation, biological process: protein refolding. The record is from RefSeq and is a predicted model, not a curated record.
AUGUUACUCCUCCAGUUAAUCUCCCACCUCCUCCCUCUACUCGUCCUCAUCACAUGUUCUCUCGCUGCACAAGAUCUCUACAAAGUUCUCGGACUCGACAAGUCCUGCUCCGAGCGCGACCUGAAGAAAGCCUACCGCACCCUCUCCAAGAAGUACCAUCCAGAUAAAGCCACGGGAGAUGAAAAGAGAUUCCUCGAAGUCACGGAGGCGUACGAAGCCUUGUCCGAUCCCACGACACGCAAAAUCUAUGAUCAAUAUGGUCAUGAGGGAUUAGAAAGUCAUAAAAGAGGCGGAGGUGGUGGAGGACAUGCUCAUGACCCCUUUGAUCUUUUUUCCAGGUUUUUCGGCGGUGGAGGACAUUUUGGUGCCGGGGGAGGGAGCGGAGUGAGAAGGGGCCCAGAUCUGGAAGUUAGAUUGCAUGUGCCGUUACGAGAUUUUUACACUGGCCGAGACACCGAAUUCACAAUCGAGAAACAGCAAAUUUGCGAAGAGUGCGAAGGGUCAGGCUCUGCCGAUGGACAGGUCGAGACUUGCAAUAAAUGCGGGGGACGAGGGAUGAUCAUCCAGAAACACAUGCUGGCGCCAGGCAUAUUUCAACAAGUUCAGAUGGCAUGUGAUCAAUGCGGUGGACAAGGCAAGUCGAUCAAACACAAAUGCAAAGUGUGCGGAGGAAAGAAGGUGGUGAGAGGACCCACAACGUUGACGGCGAGCAUCGAGAGAGGCAUGCCCAAGGGCCAUCGCCUGGUGUUUGAAAGUGAAGCGGACGAGCAUCCUGAUCAUGUUGCCGGUAAUUUGUACGCAUACAUCAUGGAAUCAGAACCCAUGAUCAGCGAGGAUGAGGGCGCACGAACAGACGGAACAUUCUUCCGCCGCAAAGAUGACGACUUGUACUGGAAGGAAGUCCUGAGCUUGCGAGAGGCUUGGAUGGGCGAUUGGACACGCAAUCUGACCCAUUUAGACGGUCAUUUGGUUCAACUAUCCCGAAAACGCGGCGAAGUUGUCCAGCCUGGUCAGGUAGACACAAUCAAGGGCGAGGGAAUGCCGUUGUACCAUGAAGGUCAUGUGCAUGAGCACGAUCAUGACGCGGAGGAGUUCGGCAAUCUUUACGUGGAGUAUGUUGUUGUCUUACCAGAUCAGAUGGAAAGUGGCAUGGAAAAGGAGUUCUGGGCCAUUUGGGAGAAAUGGCGUAAAAAGAAGGGUGUGGAUUUGCUCAAGGACAGUGGCAGACCGCCUCCCGUUGUACCAGUAAAAGAUGAAUUAUAG